UUGUAAGCCACCUAUAGAAGCCAACUUAUCCGCUAGAUGGCAAGCAGUUGACAUAAAGGUUAGAUCAUAUCUCGCAGGCGAUGGAAAUCAUCGUGUUUCCAUAUUUAUUACUGAUUGCUAAUAAGCCCUAGCUCUUCUCCAACCCUUUCCAAGCUUCAAGCUUAACUUUUAUUCUACAAUAACCUUAGUAUCUAUCACCUAUUAAACUGUGACUCGCCAAUAUGUCGAAACGUGUCUAUUUUGCCGUUGAAGGACGUGUCCAAGGUGUUGGUUUCCGGUAUUUUACUCAAAAGAAGGCCCAAGAGUACGGAGUGACGGGAUGGUGUCGAAACACGAAGGAUGAAAAAGUCGAGGGCGAGGCUCAAGCCAGUGAAGAAAUUCUAUCCAAAUUCUUCAAGGAUGUAGACAAUGGCCCAAGGUCUGCUCGCGUGGUUAGAGUUUCCCAAGAAGACCGGCAAAUUAUCGAGGACGAGAAUGACUUUGUUGUUACUCGUUGAGAAUUGGUAGUAACGAGACAUGAUACAAAACCUAUGUAACAAAAUCAUGAUAAACGUCCAAUACUUGAAUCAGUUUGUUCUUCUAUAACCUGUGUUUCCAGAUAGGAAUGCCGGAAUAUCAUCUACUCGUAUAUACGAUCAGAGCGUGGACAGAAAGGGGUUUCAUCAAGACGAACAUCACAUGUUACCAUGCCUUGAUUGUCU
Fusarium odoratissimum NRRL 54006 is the source of this 701-nucleotide messenger RNA. RefSeq names its product acylphosphatase. Lineage: Eukaryota; Fungi; Ascomycota; Sordariomycetes; Hypocreales; Nectriaceae. The coding region runs from base 222 to 497 and encodes 91 amino acids. Gene Ontology annotation, molecular function: acylphosphatase activity. The transcript is spliced from 5 exons. The record is from RefSeq and is a predicted model, not a curated record.